AUGGUGGCACUAACGUACGAUGUUCUCAAGACUAAAUGGAGAGGCCGAAAAGAUACAGAGACCGUUGUUUUUGGAGCCACGCGUGACGCAGUCAUCACGAAACUUAAAAAAUUGGUUCAGGAUCAAACCAAAGCUGCUGCGCUAAAUGGAGGCGUGUUUACGGACGAGGAAUGGAAUAUUAAAAAAUAUCCCAGGGUUGCGCUUUACUGGAAUAACGUGAGCGCCACGCGUCAACCAGAUCAACCGUACGACUACACGGAGAUCAAACGUCUAAGUGUCGCGGCCCCACAAUCGAAAUUCUACAUCGACGAAACUAAGCCGGGUGAUAUUAAACAAGGUGGACUUGGCGAUUGCUGGUUUCUCGCAGUUCUUGCUGGGGUCGCUAAUGUUCACGGUCUUGUUCAUUCCAUUGCCGUCGAAUAUAAUGAUAAAGCCAAGAUCUAUGGUUUUGUAUUCUACAACGACGGUUGGGUUGGUACUAUAGUUGAUGAUUACGUGUUUUACCACAAGGAGUGGUCUGAAACAGUAUUGAAGUUCAGUGAUGCCAAGGGAAAUGAGACUUGGGUUCCGCUCCUUGAAAAGGCAUUUGCCAAGAUCAACGGCGAGUACGAAAGUCUCGAUGCUUCAUGGGGAGUAAGAGCACUUGUGGGUCUUGGAGGCAUAAACUAUAAGGGUUACAAUCUGUUCCAAGUGGACAACGAUUCUAAGAAAAGCCAAUUGUGGGAGGCAUUUCUUGACGCCACCAAGAACCAUAGCAUAUUUGCCUGCAGUACCGGUAGGGACAAUGGUAAUAUGCAGGGCUUGGUCCCGACUCAUAUGUAUAGUUUUCUUCGCGUUGUUGAUUUUCAUGGUAAUAAAUUGAUCGAGAUCCGUAAUCCAUGGGCACGUACUGAAUGGACUGGGAAGUGGUCAGAUAAUAAUACGAGCCAUGAAUGGGAUCCGUAUAGGCAAGAAGAUAGAAUACCGGAGUUGGAUUAUUCUCUCGCUGACGAUGGUUCUUUCUUUAUGAGUUUUGACGACUUUCUUGGUAAAUUCGAGAAGGUGGAGAGUUGUGAAUUCCCACUGGCAGUUGCCACAUCCCUCAACAAGCCUGCCAGUAUUUCAACAGACAUAGUAGCAUCUUGGUGGCAUGGCAACUAUCGUAUUUAUCAGCCUGAUAGAGGAAAUAGAAACCAGCCAACGGUGUUGUCUGUACACUUGACUUUCGGGAGCGACGGGACGACUAUUAAGGUCAACGGCAGUGGAACGGAUGAUAAAGGCGAUUAUACUAUUGUUAACGGCAGCUAUGACAACUCAACGAAAAAAAUUUCCUUUACCAAACAAUACAAAGUCAAUGCCAAUAUGGCCCAGAACUACCAAGGCAUAUACCAUAAUAAUGAGGAACUGUUCUCAGGAACAUGGGGCGAUGCCAAAAAUCCAAAUACGGGUAAUUUCUUGAUUAAGCGGGUUUCUCCUGUCGAGGGAUCAGAUAAGGAACCGGAUGAGUCGAAGAUUUGGCAUGGAUAUUGCUUCGAUGCAAAUAACAAUGCCUCCCUGAUGCUAAUGAACAUAACUGUAUGGAAAGAUCUAAAUGGCGACAAAAUUCUCACUGGCUCUGGUACAGAUGCAAUUGGUGCGUUUACCAUUGAUGGACGCAUCUCAGGUGAAAAUGUCAGCCUCUUCAAGAGGCAUUUUAAUCAGUCGUGGAAUUAUAACGGAAAGGCGCUAGGAUUAAGCAUGAUAUUUGGAACUUGGGGCACUAAAGUGCCUUAUGAUGGUGCUUUUAUAUUUUGGUCUGUAUAG
Messenger RNA from Paraglomus brasilianum, 1782 nucleotides. Lineage: Eukaryota; Fungi; Glomeromycota; Glomeromycetes; Paraglomerales; Paraglomeraceae. The record is from the annotation of a GenBank genome assembly.